Molecule: messenger RNA, 1991 nt
Organism: Symsagittifera roscoffensis
Lineage: Eukaryota; Metazoa; Xenacoelomorpha; Acoela; Convolutidae
Exons: 4
Coding region: 30-1832 (600 amino acids)
Molecular function (GO): ubiquitin protein ligase activity; protein binding
Source: RefSeq, a predicted model, not a curated record
UCAUCGCCAACGCUUCGAAUUGCAAAAUUAUGAUUGUGUUCCUAGACGAGGGCUGGGCGAAAAGUGGCGAAUGCAAAGCCGAGUUCAACUGCGCCUACUCGUGUUUCAACAGAAACGAAGCUCCCCUCAUUAUUCCUAUAGUGGUCGGAGGAUUCGAGUGGAUAGAUCCGGAAGUUUAUUAUCACGCUCAUGCACUGAAAGCUAAUUUCCAAUGCCAAUCUAUUCGUUCAAACGAAGUGGAUGAAAACUGUUUGGAAGUAUUCGGAACAAUUGUCGCUAAAUGCAAAAAAAUGCUCCCUGCAAAAAUGCCUAAAAGCGAUCAAGAUAAUACUGACGGAAAAUCAAGCAAACAAAUUCGGUAUAACGAAUUAAUAAACAGUUUCAUUACAUGUGAAAUUUGCCAGGAAGUUUUCAAGGAUCCUAAGAUGCUGCCAUGCAAUCACACUUUCUGCAAAAUUUGUCUGGAAAAGUGGAAAACAUCACGAAAUAAUAGUGAUUUUACCUGCCCAAAAUGUAGAAUUAUCUGCAAAGACACGAGUAUCGAAACUCUACCUUCAGACUUUAAAGCCAAUCAGUUUAUAGACGCUUUGAAAACAGAAGAUUAUGUACUAAGUAAGCCAUCAACGAGCUGUUCAAAUUUGGCUGAGUGGUUUAAAAAUAACACAAUUCCAGAAGAUAUCCAAAAAAUUCUGGUCGACGAAGGAUUUGACUCUCUGGAACUGAUAUCAGAACUUAAGCCAAAGGAUUUGGAAUCAAUUCCAGGAUUGAAAUCUGGCCAUAGAUUGAAGCUGCAAAAAAGUAUCGAGAAAAGUCAGCCAAAAGAAGAUGACAUUUUGGAAGAAUGUGAUGAACUUCAUCUGGAUAGUAUUUAUGAUGACCGAACAUUGACAACUGGCACAACUCCAGUUGAUACUUUGAAAUUUUGGUCUGGACUUUCGAGCUCCGAACGCGAAGAGUUUCUAAUCAACCUAAAAAAGUUAGCAACAAAAAUUAAGAAAGCAAACUAUGUCUCGAAACAAGUGAAGGCUAAUAAAUUGCAUAGAAUAGCGAUGGUUUUAUGCGACGCAGGGUUGUUUUCAGAUGCUGAAAUUAUAGCUAUCGAUUCUAUGACAUUUGCUAAACCCGACAGUACGGAGUACUAUUCGACUAAUGUCUUGUUGCUGUACGCGUUAAUGAAUCGAGUUAAACAAAAUACAACUUGGAUUGGCGCCGAGCAGCUGGAAUCGUGGAAGAAUCAUUUGGCAAAAUGUGACGACGUUUUGAAAAAAGGCGGGAAGUUUUUGAGUGAUGCGAUGAAAUGUAAAGUGAUGAUUAUGAAGUUGUUUGCGAUGCGAGCAAUCAAAGCAAGAGACAGUGCCUACAAACCAGAUAUAACAUCCGUAAUGUCCUUCGCCUCUAAGGCGGCCAAAGCACAAGAGGACAAAGGACUCUAUGCCGAAUAUGUCAUGACCGAAGCCCUUCUGGACAUAAUGAAUCCAAAACCGAGUCGCCAGAAGCGAAUCCAGAAACUGCUGGAGGCGAGGAAACUGUGCGAUUCGGCUUAUGGGGAGUUCAGCAUACUGAUGUCCAGGAUAUAUCACAAUUUAGGCGGCGCCUUUGAAGAAAAACGCAGAUUAGACCUGGCCUACGAAUGCUUCCGAAGAUGCUGGCUGAUACACAUGCAGCUCUACGGAAUCCACCAUCCUGAAAGAAAAAAGUCAGCAGAAAUUUUACUGGAAGACACAUACAAAGAACUGGCUAAAAACAAAGGAGACUCGCUCCCUGGAGAUGAUAAUUUGGGAACUAUGGAUCUGGACUUCACUAUCAGACUUCAAGGAGUGAUCGGAUACUAGCGAAACACUACAAAUUGAUAAAAAAAAUAAACAAGUAAUGUCAGUGGGUUAUGGGAAAGAAUCCUAUAUUCUCAUAACUGACUUUCAUUUUUAAGCAAAAUACAAUAAAACAUUGCUGCACGCUUAUAACAAUUAUAAUUAAUCAAUUUUCAGUACGAA